CGUAAGGAUAACAUUCAGUUGAAAGUCAGAAUUCUUUGCUACUUUUUAAAAGUAAAAUCCGCAGAGUCAUGGUAUCAAUUCCAACUGUGAAAACGUUUUGCGGAUGUUGUGAUUUAAAAAUCCCUUGUAUCGUCAUCGCAUUAUUUCGAAUGGUUGUUUGCAUCAUUACCUUCAUAAUACUUAUUGUAGCUUUUAUGGUUACCGGAUACGCUGUCGGUAUCAUCGAAAAUAAACAACUUGAGCACGAAGAAGAUCGUGAAGCCGUAAAAGUCAUCGCGGCUCUGAUUUUCACUUGGCUUAUUGCUCUUAUUCCUAUUGUUUUGAUAGAUAUAGUAACUUCCUAUUGGUUCAUACGGGGUGCCAUCGCUAAAGAUGCCAAUAAAAUGAAAUUCUACGUUUACAUGGAAGCAGUCAAUGUUUUUAUGUUGGCGCUGGCAACUCUAUUUAUGUUCGAUCUGCAAUAUUUUGCGAGCACUGUUGUCGAAUGUUACUUUGCCAUAUGCUCCUACUCUCUAUAUAUACAAUACAAGUUAUCACCGCACGACGAUACCGAAAAUACGGUUAUCAAAUUUGAAAAUAUUCCAACACCACCUCCGCAAUAUAGUAGCUGUGAAAAGGAUCUGAAUGUGCAAAGUACUGGAGCUUAUCCUAAGCUACAUCCUUAAGUGCCACCAUCUGAUGAGUAAUCACCCAGCAAAUUCGACUCUACUAUGUUUACUCAGCUUUCAGGCGUCUGUAAGUCAAAAAUGCUUAGCUAUCAUAGAGAAAAUAUUUAUCGCAUAUUUUGUAUUAAAAAAGUGUUCUAUAAUGUGGGUCGGUCAAUCAGUUAAAACAGGGGAAACAACAAGAGCGAAUGGUGGGACAGGCUUCAUUUGCCAUUGAUGCGAAUGAAGAGAAAUAUGAGCAAAUGAGUG
Messenger RNA from Bradysia coprophila, 914 nucleotides. RefSeq lists its product as uncharacterized. NCBI's taxonomy places the organism in Eukaryota, Metazoa, Arthropoda, Insecta, Diptera, Sciaridae. The record is from RefSeq and is a predicted model, not a curated record.